This is a messenger RNA of Homarus americanus (American lobster), 2502 nucleotides long. RefSeq lists its product as uncharacterized. Bases 491 to 1813 code for a protein of 440 amino acids. The transcript has 6 exons. The record is from RefSeq and is a predicted model, not a curated record. NCBI's taxonomy places the organism in Eukaryota, Metazoa, Arthropoda, Malacostraca, Decapoda, Nephropidae.
UGAGGUUAGUCGAGAGAAGGAAGCAGCUAGAGGCACUCACACCCCCAACUUAAGAGUUAGCGCCCUCUCCACUCUCACAACCACCCCUACAGGUAAACGAGAAAGGCUAACCAAACUCCGAGGGAAGAAAUGUUGCAGAAAACCACAUCGGGUGUAUGUAAACUGGUCGAAUCUGGUGGAGCAUCCACAAGUAAGAGCUACUAUCAUUCUUACCAGUCAGGACACAGAGGGAGAGUCACUCGCUGUACAAACAUGCCGAAAGGAUUUAAGUCCCUGUAGACGAGGCGAAUGUACCGUAAUUAAUAAGAGAACUAUAUCCACCACCUUGUCGUUUACGGAGGCAGGUGUACCCAAGACGUUGUAUCUUGAGUACGAGGAGGACAAGAGGUGUAAAUGUCUAGCACGGAGAGAGCCAGUUGAUGGAGGGACGAAAGACGUAGCGUAUACCCUUAACAUCACCAACGUUGCCGUCUGUGAUAAUGUGGAGUAUAUGUCACCAGUAUUAGGUGGAGUCGUUGAUGGAAGGGUGUCAGCAGAUGGUGAUGGUGGAAGAGUGUCAGCAAGUGGUGGUGAGAUGGCGGCUGAUGUGUACAGUAGUGUUUUUGUAUCCUGUGAAGCCCCAACGCCUCUCAGACCUCCAUAUAUCGUGACCAUUGUGUGUCGUCACUGCCCCGUGAAAAUCAUCGUCAGCUUCGAGCCAAAAGAGGAACUUUGGUCAAGAAAUACACCGGGAGACUCUCAUCGAAGUGAACGAGGAUUAUUUACCAUCCUGGAAGUCGAUCGAGAAGACGAACAAAAGGGUUCCAUAAUUCCACACCAGUAUGGAAAACUGGAACUGCCGCACCCUGGAGAUCACCGGUAUGAGAUGCGGACGGAGGACAACUGGGUCGGUCGUGUUUCCUACGUAGAGGCGGGUUGUGGUGGCAGUGGUUAUCUGUUGACCAACCUGACCGAAGAUGGCGCAGGUGGGAGCUUCUCGUGUACCACAGCGGACGAUAGUGAACAGUCCCGGAAAAAGACCACCAAAGUCAAGAAGAGACCCACGAAUCCCCAAACACCGACACUCACUUACACAUCAUGGCCGGACCUGAAGACCCACCUGGAGGUCCAGUUUCCCCACAACGUCAGCCUACCUGAAGAUGUGAGAGGAGUCCACCUGCCCGUCCGUCGCUGUCUUCCGGAGCUUCACCCCUGCCCGAGUCCUCGCCACCACUAUCUACCUGACAAGAGACAUCUUCGGAAGGUGUUCAUGCGUCUCAAACCUCGAGGACAACUCAAUAUUGAUUUGGAUUUGAAGUUCAAGGAGGAUGUGGCUUGUCGAUGUAAAGAAAGGAGUCCUUCCUUGUCUUCUUCCUCUGCUGCUUCCAGUCUGUUGAUGCCGCCCUUACCACCAUUAUCUAACUCACUCAACUUCAUCGAUGUCCAGCUCAGAACUGUUCCAAACAAAGUGACCCGCUGUAAACCCGUCACCAUGUACGUGCCUUGGGAGGAUGUGAGAAAUUACAUAAAUACGGUGGUGAGAGACCUGAUGAUACCACCUCAUCACCGGGCAAGACCACUCCCUGUCAAACGCUGCCACCAGACACUAGCGCCUUGUGAGAAACCCGACUACUACUGUGGAUUAGUGUUGGAUGGUAGAGCAUCGAAGAAAUUGUAUUUGUAUGGUAGAAAUGUCACUCUGCAAGUGGGUUUUUAUGAGGACAAGAAGUGUGAGUGUAUGAGUGAGGAUCGGUAUAACAUUCUGAGGGAUCAUAGUCUACCAGGUGUUCCGGUUAUUACUUAUGUAAAGGUAAUAAGAGACAAUUUAGUUUAGAUAAUAUUACCGCCAAAAAGGCAGCACAUAGAGAGGCGAAUUACAAGCUGUAUUGGGUAUAGCAAUUGCCUACCUGUGGGUCUACAUAUUAGCCAAUCAUUGUAAUCUAACCUAACCUAACCUAACCUAACCUAACCUAACCUAAUCUAACCUAGUCUGAUUUAGUAACAAUAAUUGUCCUGAAUAGAUAAUGAAAAUGUUGUAAAGUCUUCGGACAAAAAAAAAUUAACAGAGAACUAAACUUUUCUUUAGGUUAGGUUAGGUUAGGUUAGGUUAGGUUAGGUUAGGUUAAGUUUGGUUUGGUUAAUUUAGGCGACAUCAGGCUUCAUAUUAACCUUUGAUACCUGACGUAUAUAAGGAGAGCCUGUGUGUGUGUGUGUGUGUGUGUGUGUUAAGAAGACGUUUAUGGUCUAAGCAACCGUAAGUUUAUGUGUGUAAAGGAGAUGUUUUAUUAUGCCUUUUCAAUACACCUACACACACACACACACACACACACACUACAUCCCUGACCACCGGAGGGUCAAGAUCUAUUGGGCGCCCAGUUCUGCAUCGGCAACUGCCCCCGGCCAAUGUUCGGCCCAAUCCUCAACAUAAUGCUGUCAAAAGUGACAAUUUCGUUUCGGAAUGAAGUGGGAUCAGUGUUGAACGGUGAUGAACAGUGUUUAGGCCAGUGAAUUCAACACCAGACA